AUGCCGCUGCCGAAUCCGGUUCCAACAGCACCAGCGCGUCCAAGUGUCCGACGGAAAGGUUCCGUCACCGUAAAAAAGUGCAAUUUUCUUUCAUUGCUGGUCACGUCACCACGACCAACGUCGUCGGCGUGGCAGCUGGUUCGAUUGCGUGAACGAAACACUCUCCACUCCAUUCCGUGCGUGCGUCGUGCGUCUUCCGUCACCUCGUGGCAGGGCAACAACAACGGUUGCUUUGUUAUUUCUAGCUCGUCGCGAGUGUUUGCUUUGGUGAAUCCAAAUUCCGUUUCGUACGGUGGGUGUGAUAAGCAAAGUGUAGCCGUAAACCAUUUCGCAAGCUCGCUGCUGUGUCCUUCCGCAAAGGCACAUUAUCCGUACCAACGGCGCAACAUCACCUCAAGCACCACCAUCGCGAACAUCAGUGACGUGUCCGAAACAAGUGAAUACAAAAUGUCCGCAGUCAGCACCGGUACCGGCGGGAAGCCCGAAUUUCAGCGCCUGCCAACCAAUGUCGUGCCGGAACAUUAUCAGCUGCAGCUGAAACCGAACCUGACCGCGCUAACGUUCGAGGGUUGCACGACGGUGGAUCUGAAGGUUUCAACGGUCACGGAUCGCAUCACGCUAAACGCACUGGAUCUGAAGAUCGGCACAGCGACCGUUACGUUCAACGAGCAGAAACUCACCGCCCAGGACAUACAGUUCGAUGCGGACCAGGAAACGGCAUGCUUCGUCUUUGGGUCGGAAAUACCGGUCGGUUCCGCUAAACUGACGGUCGAAUUUAGCGGCGAACUUAACGACAAGAUGAAGGGUUUCUAUCGUAGCAAAUAUUUCUCCGCAACCGGUGAGGAACGGUACGCGGGUGUGACGCAGUUCGAGGCAACGGACGCACGCCGAUGCUUCCCGUGCUGGGAUGAACCGGCAAUUAAGGCCACCUUUGACAUUUCGCUAGAUGUGCCGCAAAAUCUUGUCGCCCUGUCAAACAUGCCGGUCGUACAGCAGAAACCAAACGAGGCCGACAAUACCGUGCUGGUUACGUUCGAUCGGACACCCAUCAUGUCUACCUACCUGGUGGCGGUUGUAGUGGGUGAAUACGAUUACGUUGAGGACACAUCGUCCGACGGUGUAUUGGUGCGCGUUUACACACCGGUCGGUAAGCGCGAGCAGGGUCGCUUUGCGCUGGACGUAGCGACUAAGGUGCUGCCGUACUAUAAGGAUUACUUUAACAUUGCCUAUCCACUGCCCAAGAUGGAUCUGAUUGCUAUUUCGGACUUUUCGGCCGGUGCCAUGGAGAACUGGGGAUUGAUCACGUAUCGGGAAACGUUCGUGUUGGUCGAUCCGGAGAAUACGUCCCUUAUACGGAAGCAAUCGAUCGCACUGACGGUAGGGCACGAAAUCGCUCACCAGUGGUUUGGCAAUUUGGUCACGAUGGAAUGGUGGACACAUCUGUGGUUGAAUGAAGGGUACGCAUCGUUUGUUGAAUUUCUGUGCGUUGACCAUCUGUUCCCGGAUUACGACAUCUGGACGCAGUUCGUAACGGAUAUGUAUACGCGCGCGCUCGAGCUGGACUGUUUGCGAAAUUCGCACCCGAUCGAGGUGCCGGUAGGCCAUCCAUCCGAGAUAGAUGAGAUCUUUGACGAGAUUAGCUACAACAAGGGUGCUAGCGUUAUCCGGAUGUUGCACCAUUACAUUGGGGAUGAGGAUUUCAAGCGAGGAAUGAAUCUGUACCUUACCCGACAUCAGUACAACAAUACUAAAACGGAAGACUUGUGGAAUGCUCUGCAGGAAGCAAGCAGUAAACCGGUCGGUGCCGUCAUGUCGACUUGGAUCCAACGUAUGGGCUUUCCGGUGGUGCAAGUUCUGUCCUCGAAACAGCUCGAUGGUAACCGUCGUUUGCUGAACAUCGCUCAAUCAAAGUUCUGUGCGGAUGGAUGUGAAGCACCGGAGCAGUCGCUUUGGCUUAUCCCGAUCAACAUCUCCACACCAUCGUCGGCUAAUGCCGUUUCAACCGUGCUGGAGACGUCCACGGCCGAAAUCACGGUAGAGGGCGUUGGAGAGCAGGACUGGGUGAAGAUAAAUCCUGGCACAAUCGGAUACUAUCGUACGCAGUAUCCGGCGGAAAUGUUGGACCAGUUUCUGCCAGCGAUUAAGAAUAUGACAUUGCCACCGCUCGACCGGUUGGGACUGAUUGACGAUCUUUUCGCGCUGGUACAGGCCGGCAAGAGUGCUACCGUUGAUGCCUUGAAGGUGAUCGAUGCGUACCGGAACGAAAACAACUACACCGUAUGGUCAUCGAUUUCGAACUGCUUGGCGAAGCUGCAGCUUCUGCUGGCCCACACACCUGCCGAGAAGCAGUUCGGCGAGUACGGUGUCCGCCUCUAUCAACCGGUGGCCGAGAAGCUUGGUUGGGAUGUAAAGCCGGGUGAAAGCCAUCUCGAUACGCUGCUUCGUUCGCUCGUUCUCGGGCGUCUAGUGUCUUUUGGAUGUAAAAAAACGGUAGCAGAAGCUAAGCGAAGAUUUGAGGAACACGCACAAAACAAGAGCGUCCUACCGGCCGAUCUACGCAGCACCUGCUACCGGGCCGUUCUCCAAAACGGUGACCUAGCAACAUACGACGAAAUGCUACGCCUGUACCGGGCGACCGAUCUGCACGAGGAGAAGGAUCGCAUUUCGCGCGCCCUCGGAUCCAUCGGCAAUGUGGACAUCCUGCGGAAGGUGAUCGAUUUCGCAAUGUCGGAAGAGGUGCGCGCUCAGGACGCCGUGUUCGUGAUCGUUUCGGUCGCGCUCAACCCGAAAGGGCGCGAUAUGGCGUGGGACUAUUUCUGCGAACACUGGAAGGUACUGCUGAACCAGUACGAGGGUGGCUUCCUGCUGGCCCGUUUGAUCAAGUACCUGACGGAGAACUUCUCCACCGAGGAGCGAGCGCGCGAGGUGGAACAGUUCUUCCGCGAGCACGAGUUCCCCGGCACCGAGCGGACCUUGUCACAAUCGAUCGAAACCAUUCGCUUGAACGCGGACUGGAUGAAGCGUGAUCUGGACGCUAUAUCGGCUUACCUGAAGCAGCAGGAAGCGGAACAACAGUAG
Anopheles maculipalpis is the source of this 3078-nucleotide messenger RNA. It is a transcript of the gene Psa, whose product is annotated as puromycin-sensitive aminopeptidase. The record is from RefSeq and is a predicted model, not a curated record. Bases 1 to 3078 code for a protein of 1025 amino acids. The transcript has 5 exons. Gene Ontology annotation, molecular function: zinc ion binding; peptide binding; metalloaminopeptidase activity. Gene Ontology annotation, biological process: proteolysis; peptide catabolic process. Gene Ontology annotation, cellular component: cytoplasm. NCBI's taxonomy places the organism in Eukaryota, Metazoa, Arthropoda, Insecta, Diptera, Culicidae.